This is a messenger RNA of Sorex araneus (European shrew), 1272 nucleotides long. It is a transcript of the gene TMEM126A, whose product is annotated as transmembrane protein 126A. Gene Ontology annotation, biological process: mitochondrial respiratory chain complex I assembly. Gene Ontology annotation, cellular component: mitochondrion. The transcript is spliced from 5 exons. The coding region runs from base 182 to 772 and encodes 196 amino acids. The record is from RefSeq and is a predicted model, not a curated record. Lineage: Eukaryota; Metazoa; Chordata; Mammalia; Eulipotyphla; Soricidae.
CGACCCUGGAGACUGAGGUACUGGGGCGCUGAACGAGCCUGGACUGGGAGGGAGGGAAAGCCCUGGAGCCGACGCAGCCCAGGGCACCUUCCGCACCAGGUUUCGUGUGCGUUAAGCUCGCGAAAGGGGAAGCCUGAGAUACAUUAUUGGAAAUAAAAUUUAACUCAUUCUAAGGCUCAAGAUGGAAAAUCACAAGGCAGAUGGUACUGUCAAGGAAAACUCGAUUUUUAAUAUUAUAACCAGAAAAAUAAACCAACUACCAGAAGCAGAAAGGAACCUACUUGAACAUGGAUCCACAUAUGUUGGAAUUAAUGCUGCUCUCAGUGGCCUAAUAGCAAAUAGUCUCUUCCGACGUAUCUUAAAUGUGACACAAGGACGUUUAACUUCUAGUUUACCAAUGGCAGUGAUCCCAUUUUUCACAGCAGAUGUGUCUUACAAAGGUUUUAUAAAUUUACCUUUAAGUACAGGUGACCUGAAUUGUGAAACCUGUACUGUAAUACGGGGAGGACUGGUUGGUCUUGUUUUGGGUGGUCUGUAUCCUGUUUUCUUGGCUAUUCCUGUGAAUGGUGGUCUAGCAGCCAGGUAUAGCUCAACUCUGCUACCUGAGAAAGGAAACAUCCUGACUUACUGGAUUGGAAUUUCUAAACCUGUCUUUAGGAAGAUGCUAUUUCCCAUGUUGCUUCAGACUAUGUUUACAGCUUACCUUGGAUCUAGACAAUACAAACUACUUAUAAAGGCUCUUCAGUUACCUGAACCUGGUGGAGACAUUUAAUGAUUAAGCAAAAUAAAAUUGUAAAAAUAACAUGUCUAGUGUAUGAAUGGGGCUGGAGCGAUAGCACAGCGAUUGGGCGUUUGCCUUUCAUGCGGCCGACCCGAGAUCGAUUCCUCCGCCCCUCUCGGAGAGCCCGGCAAGCUACCCAGAGUAUCAGGCCCGCGCACAGCAGAGCCUAGCAAGCUACCCAUGCAUAUUGGAUACGCCAAAAACAGUAACACUAAAUCUCACAAUGAGAGACGUUACUGGUGCCCGCUCAAACAAAUCGAUGAGCAAUGGGAUGACAGUAUGAAUGAUAAUAUUGUCUCUACCACCUUGCUAGUUCUGCUUUAGGUUAAGUUUGGUGUUUAAUGCAAGAGGAGGAAAAUACAGCACUUGGAUUAUGUACCUCAUAAGGCCAAACGAGUGAAAUGGACUGAAAAUGUGUAAAUACACACAAAUCUUAGUUUCCCUUCUUUCAUUAACUAACUGUAGAACCUCACAACACUUGAACCAUCUUC